This is a messenger RNA of Penicillium daleae, 1080 nucleotides long. RefSeq lists its product as uncharacterized. Bases 1 to 1080 code for a protein of 359 amino acids. The transcript is spliced from 2 exons. Gene Ontology annotation, molecular function: protein dimerization activity. Lineage: Eukaryota; Fungi; Ascomycota; Eurotiomycetes; Eurotiales; Aspergillaceae. The record is from RefSeq and is a predicted model, not a curated record.
AUGUCCGGUGAACUGAUCAUCAAGGAUCAGCCCGUCGACGCCUCCGACUCCUUCGCUCUGCCCCCGGCAGCUCUGGGUCCCGCCAAGGGGGACUCAGCCAGCCGACGGUCCUCGCGAUCAGACCCAACUUACGUCCCCGCAUCCCCGACAUCCCCCGAGCUCACUGCUCGGGGACGGCCAUCCCAACAUGCUCGGUCGGGGACAGCAUCCAAGCGACCACUGGAGGAUCUGGACCUCCCUCCGCCGCCGACUCGCACCCGCAAGAUCAUUCAAAUGAAGCCCAAAUCUCCCGCAACUGCCAAGUCUCCUGCCAAGCCCAAAGAAUCCACCAAAGCAGCAGCUCAAACUGCAUCUGAGUCAGCAAAUGCCAAUACCAAUGGCUCCAAGAAGAAGCAGCCAAGUGCAACCAGUGCGGCGGGUCGCAAGAUUGCUCGUAAGACUGCUCACAGUCUGAUUGAGCGCCGCCGGCGGUCCAAGAUGAAUGAGGAGUUUGGGACAUUGAAGGAUAUGAUUCCCGCCUGCCGAGGCCAGGAGAUGCACAAACUGGCCAUCCUUCAGGCCAGCAUCGACUACGUCAACUACCUGGAAAAAUGCAUCCAGGACCUCAAGACCGCCGGCAGUGCCCAUCCCACAGCCGCGCCCCCAUCUCCCACCUCCCCCGAAUUCAUUGCCGAAACUGGCACAGAUACAGUCAUGUAUCAAGCACCCCAACGCCCUCCCUCUUCCACAUACUACUCCUCCGCCUCCUCUGCCGCUUCUCCAGAAAUAUUACCCCCAAACACUCACAUCUAUGACGCAUCUCCAUCAUUUUCUCCCCGCACAAGGAUGCCCUCUGUCCACACUCUCCCAGAGGCUCCCUCAAUCCUGCCCAGUCCCGCCUUGGGUCCUAGUCACCUGUCCAUGGACAAACUCCAUGAACUCCAAGGCAUUGAUCACGAAGCAUCCGCUGCGCUGCUGAUGUUGACGCGGGACCGCCGGGGGACUGCAGACUCAAUCAGCGAGCACUUCCCCGGUAGCACAGCACUGGCAACGCCAGAGGACGGCCGGGGAGUGUUGACUCGCAGCGGAGGAAGGGCAUGA